Molecule: messenger RNA, 1688 nt
Organism: Lemur catta (Ring-tailed lemur)
Lineage: Eukaryota; Metazoa; Chordata; Mammalia; Primates; Lemuridae
Gene: AIG1
Product: androgen induced 1
Exons: 7
Coding region: 293-1072 (259 amino acids)
Cellular component (GO): membrane; endomembrane system
Source: RefSeq, a predicted model, not a curated record
ACACCCCAAGUUCACACCUCCACCCAGUCCCUCCGCUCGGAGUGCCCCUCUGGGCCAACAGCAACUACCCCAGGAGGGUCGGCCGCCAGUGCCCGGUGGAACAUUUGUCCCCCCGGGGUCCUCUCCUUCAGUCCAGGUUCCCCGCCCCCUUGCCCUGGGCUGUGCAGCCUCCCGGAGCGACAGGCACUUCCGCAGCCCGGGUCGCAGUCGCAGGCUGCCCGCCCACUCCCGUGACACCCCAGACGGCGCCCCCGGCCGGGUCUCUCGGGGGCCCCGCGACCGCAGGAGCAGAAUGACGAAGGUGACGAAACGGAUGACGCCACGCCGCCCGCCUGGCCGCGGCCGGGCGCCCACAAACACCGCCCCGCCCGCUCGGGUGCUGCGGGUGGCCAUCCUGCUGUCCUACUGCUCUAUCUUGUGCAACUACAAGGCCAUCGAAAUGCCCUCGCAUCAGACCUACGGAGGGAGCUGGAAGUUCCUGACGUUCAUUGAUCUGGUUAUCCAGGCUGUCUUUUUUGGCAUCUGCGUGCUGACGGAUCUUUCCAGUCUUCUGACCAGAGGAAGUGGGAACCAAGAGCAAGAGAGGCAACUCAAGAAGCUCAUCUCUCUGCGCGACUGGAUGUUAGCUGUGUUGGCCUUUCCCGUGGGGAUUUUCGUUGUCGCGGUGUUCUGGAUCAUUUAUGCCUAUGACAGAGAGAUGAUAUACCCGAAGUUGCUUGAUAACUUUAUCCCAGGAUGGCUGAAUCAUGGAAUGCACACAACGGUUUUGCCCUUUAUAUUAAUCGAGAUGAGGACAUCGCACCAUCAGUAUCCCAGCAGGAGCAGCGGACUCACCGCCAUAUGUACCUUCUCUGUUGGCUAUAUAUUAUGGGUGUGCUGGGUGCAUCACGUAACCGGCAUGUGGGUGUACCCUUUUCUGGAACACAUUGGCCCGGGAGCCAGAAUCUUCUUCUUUGGGUCUACAACCAUCUUAAUGAACUUUCUAUACCUGCUGGGAGAAGUUCUGAACAACUAUAUCUGGGAUACACAGAAAAGUAUGGAAGAAGAGAAAGUGAAGCCUAAAUUGGAAUGAAAUCCAAGUCUAAAUGGAAGAGCUGGAUUGGGCCGCCAUUGAAGACUCAUUAUUGCCCAGGCAUGGGAAGCAAUGGCAUCACCCACCCACCCCCAGGGGUAGGACAUCUUUUAUAUACAAAUAUGUAUAAAAAUAGAGUACAGCUGUUUCCAAAAUGACUCACCCUCAUUGUGUUUUAAAUAAUUCUUCCCAAACUCAUUAUUGAUAAUAACAUCUUUUUUUUCUUUUUUACUUUUCUACUUUUAAAACAAAAAUUGGUGAUUGGCUUUUUAUUUUUGCAAUUAUAACUCCAUCUAAUCAAGAAAGAAUAAAAUCCUAUUGUGCUUCUUAUUGAAAAAUAUGUUAAAAUCAAAGGGGCAGACAUAAAGCAAGGUUCCAUGCAUUUAGCCCUAAAGGUGGCUGGAAGAAUGAACCUAUGCUACCCUGUGGGCCCAAGGGGUAGAGGGGUAAAUGUUUCCUAUUGUAAUAAUGUCACAGUUGCCUCAAAUAGGCAAUGUCAGUAACAAUGACAUCAAUUUAGUCUAAACUCUGAGUGUAUUUCGAUCUCCUGAUUUAGUUGUGUGAAACUUUUCCUGGAUUCAAACUCUGACUUUAAUAAAGACCAAUCAACCCCAAA